Molecule: messenger RNA, 2522 nt
Organism: Tuber melanosporum (Perigord truffle)
Lineage: Eukaryota; Fungi; Ascomycota; Pezizomycetes; Pezizales; Tuberaceae
Exons: 11
Coding region: 1-1785 (594 amino acids)
Biological process (GO): branched-chain amino acid biosynthetic process
Cellular component (GO): mitochondrion
Molecular function (GO): dihydroxy-acid dehydratase activity
Source: RefSeq, a predicted model, not a curated record
AUGGCCGAAGAUAGUAGCCAGCCGCAGCAGCAGGGAAAUGGAAAAUCACAUUUCCUCGAAUUCCGCUCAAUUCCCUAUGGCACCAAGAGGGACGGAGAGUUGGUCCUGAACCGCCAUUCCUCGAUUUUGACCAACGGUUAUGAGUUUCCUGGAGCUCAGGCAAUGUUAUACGCUGCUGGGAUCAAGUCUCAGGAGGACAUGAGGAAGAAGCCGCACGUUGGUGUCGCUUCUGUAUGGUGGGAAGGCAACCCAUGCAAGUAUGUACUCGACCUCGGCAAGACUGUAAAGGAAGGUCUAGAGAAGAUCGGCAUGAUUGGUUGGCAAUUCAACACCAUUGGGGUAUAUGCCGCAAGGCCUCUCCUCCUCGUUCUCCGCGAGUUCUCGUUGCAAAGCAGAGAUAUUAUCGCCGAUUCCAUCGAAACAACUACUUGUGCUCAGCAUCAUGAUGCGAACAUCUCCAUCCCCGGAUGUGACAAGAACAUGCCUGGAUGCAUCAUGGCCAUGGCCCGACACAACCGACCGUCGAUCAUGAUCUACGGUGGCUCUAUAAAGGGAGGUUAUUCCGAACGCCUCCGCCAGCCAGUCAACAUCUCAAGCUGUUUUGAAGCCCACGGUGCCCUCAUGUACGGUAAGGUCUCGGAGGCUGACCUCGACGAUGUCGUUAGGCACGCUUGCCCCGGUCCCGGUGGUUGUGGAGGCAUGUAUACGGCCAACACGAUGGCUACGGCAAUCGAGGCCAUGGGUCUCACGCUUCCCGGAUCUUCUACUACGCCUGCCGAAUCUCCCGCGAAGAUGAGAGAAUGUCUCCGGGUCUCUGAAGCUAUCAGAAUUUGUCUGGAAAGGGAUAUUAAGCCCCGCGAUUUGAUAACUCGGGAGUCUUUCGAAAAUGCUAUGGUUGUGACGAUAAUAAUGGGGGGAUCCACGAACGCCGUUCUCCAUUUCCUUGCAAUUUCCCAUACUACCGACCUGGAUUUAACCAUCGAUGACUUUCAGAGAGUCUCCGACAAGAUUCCGUAUUUGGCAGAUCUCAAGCCCUCUGGAAAGUACAUGGUGGCCGACCUCGCUGAAAUUGGCGGCAUGCCGUCGGUUCUCAAAUUCUUGAUUCAUGCCAGUCUCGUCAAUGGAGAUAUCCCGACCGUUACUGGCAAAACACUUAGGGAAAACUGCGAGCCUGCACCAAGUCUCGACCCAGGGCAAGAUAUUAUCAGACCUCUUAGCAACCCAAUCAAGUCGAGCGGCCAUAUUCGAAUUCUGAAGGGAAACUUGGCACCUGGUGGAGCGGUUGCCAAAAUCACCGGGAAAGAGGGUAAAGUAUUUGUCGGAAAGGCUCGAGUCUAUGACGGCGAGCCAGCCCUAAUCUCCAGUUUGGAAAAAGGGGAGAUUAAGCCAGGUGAGAAUACUGUGCUUUGCGUAAGGUAUGAAGGGCCGAAGGGUGGCCCCGGUAUGCCGGAGCAACUAAAGACAAGUGCAGUGCUCAUGGGUGCGGGCCUUCGCAACGUGGCUCUGAUUACAGACGGACGCUAUAGUGGUGUAAUAACUUUGAAAGUAGGCCACAUAGUGCCUGAAGCCCAAGUUGGUGGCCCAAUCGCUAUCCUAAAAGACGGGGAUAUCGUCGCUAUCAACGCCGAAACCAACCAGAUAAGCAUGAACGUGAGUGACGGAGAGAUAGCUUCCAGACUGAAGAGUUGGAAAGCUCCUCGUUUGAAGGUCACCAGGGGCACGCUAGCAAAAUACGCACAUCUGGUUGGAGAUGCUAGUCAUGGGGCGGUUCUCGAUAUGUUCUAGGCCGGGCUCCGUGAAGGAGCGUGUAUGUAUGCAAGUACUGGCAACAGCAACGCCGCAGAAAUCAUGUACGGACUUCAAUUCUGUUUCGACUAGAUCCACCAAUGCUGUUGCAGAACAACUUGCAUCGAUCGUCCUCGUUGCUUUUCGUUUUCUUCGUUUUUUCUUUCCUUUUUCUCCUUUUUUAAGACCAUACCAUUUGGCUACAAUAGAUCCGAGCUGUGGAUUGACGUGUACAAAGAGGCGAUUGAGCAGGUUUGGGAUUUCUGGUGAUUAUGGGAAAUAUCCGCCCUCCCGCUUGGCUGGAAUCGGCAAGGAUAGGUAAGGCGUAAAGGGGAGAGAGAUGGAAGGAUGUAUCUAUCUGUGGAGGACUGUGCACUUUAUUAUCCGAGAAGGUCAGUUGAAGUACCGGUAGGUAUGCGCGGUCGUUAUUCGGACACAACCACGGUCCACGUGAACUAUGUGGCGUAACAAGGUGUUGCGAGUCCGGGCAUUUUGACGCACUUUCCCCCUCAUCCCCAAAAAAGUAUCAUACCGUCAGGACACACGCACUGGACGAGAAAAAUGUUCUCAAGACCUACACAAUACGAAAAGAAAGUACAAGGAGAGAGAAAAAAAAACGAUAAGGAAAACACCGAUACCGUGCACUAUGCAGAAAGAAGGGAGGGGGAAGGGAGGGGGGAGGGUAAGUAGGAGUAGGAGUUUGAAAACAAAAAAAAGCUUUGGCACACAAUCACUCA